Messenger RNA from Sorghum bicolor (sorghum), 1665 nucleotides. Its product is annotated as HVA22-like protein a. The transcript is spliced from 7 exons. The record is from RefSeq and is a predicted model, not a curated record. NCBI's taxonomy places the organism in Eukaryota, Viridiplantae, Streptophyta, Magnoliopsida, Poales, Poaceae. Bases 426 to 1343 code for a protein of 305 amino acids.
GCUCUCCACGCCGGUCUCCCGUCGUCUCGUCUGCUGCACUCCACCUCCACUGUCCACUCCACUCCACUCUCCAGUCUCCACCGCACUUUCCUCUCUCCUCCCCUGUUUUCGCUCCCCUCGAGACCCCAAAAGCACCGAAAGGGGGAGGAAGAGAAAGCGGCGGGGUUCAACUGUUCAAGAACGCCAAGACCCUCCUCCAGGAUUAUCCCAAACCACCCCCCCCCCCCCCCCUCAUUUCCAGCCUCUUCAGUGGCGGCGCCGAUUUGGAAUUCCGGCGACGGCGAUGGGCUCCGGAUCUUUGCUCAAGGUCGUCGCCAACAACUUCGACGUCCUUGCAGGGUGGUGAAUAAGUUUCUUGUGAGUUAUUCAUUUUCCUCCCUGUUGGAGGGUACUGAUGGUUUGCUGCUACUAACAGUCUAUGAUACAUGUAUCACAGGCCUUUGGUGGCACUGGCUUAUCCUUUGUAUGCCUCCGUUAAGGCAAUAGAGACCAAAUCUCCUGUGGAUGAUCAACAAUGGCUCACAUAUUGGGUCCUGUACUCAUUAAUAACAUUGUUUGAACUCACAUUUGCAUCAAUUAUUCAGUGGCUUCCUUUCUGGCCUUCUAUGAAAUUGAUCUUUAUUUGCUGGCUUGUCUUGCCGUACUUCAAUGGCGCAGCCUAUGUGUACCAAAAUUAUGUGAGACCUGCCUUCAUAAAGAACCAGAUGGUCAACAUUUGGUAUGUCCCUCAGAAAAAAGGCCUGUUUGGGAAAUCUGAUGACUUCCUCACAGCACUUGAUAAGUUCGUUGAAGAAAAUGGGACUGAUGCGCUGAAGAAACUGGCUAACAAGGCUGGCAAGUCAUUUAAACAGUCUGGGAAAUCAUCUAAAGAUUCGAAAGAGUCAAAAUCAUCCAAGGAGUCGAAAGAAACAAAAUCAUCAAAGGAUUCCAAAGAACUGAAGCAGUCAAAAGAUGCAAAGCAACCCAAGCCAUCAAAAGAUUUGAAGGAGCCAAAGUCACCAAAGGAUCCAAAGUCACCCAAGGAUUCCAAAGAACAGAAGAAGGCAGCACUCAGAGAUCCGAAGAAAGCAGUGAAGGAUUCUAAAGAACUGAAGAAAGCGCUAAAGGAUUCGAAACAACAGGAAUCGCUGGAAGACCCAAAGGAACAUACAGCAAAGAAGGCCGGCAAGCGUGUGACGUUCGCCGAGGUGGAGCCUGAGAAGGAGCUCAAGGCCUCGAACAGUGACUGGCACCCAUCCUCCGAUUUCCACAGCGCGUACCCUGAGCAGAACUCGUGGGCGAGCAGCUUCAUGAUCUUCGAGGACGAAAACAGUUACUGGAACCGAGGUCACCCAGACUGCUGAGAUAUCAAAUGUAUCGAGGUGGACAUUUUUUGGUCCAUUUGCGGUGAAAGAGCUCAGUCCAUCUUCACCCAAGGAAAUGGGGGUCUCACUCGCAUUGUGAUGACUUGCGAGUUGCGCCUGCCGUUCACUCUGACUCUCUGUCAUGUAACAUAUUUGUCCGAGUCCGACAUAUAUACCUGUAGGUUGCAAUGUAGAAUUAUGCAGUAUGGAUGGUGAACCUGUGAUGCUGUGUUUGAGGCGGUGAACCUCGUUAGUUAGGAGAAUUGAGAUAGUAGCAGUGUGUUGCUAAAUCUUAUCUGGUGUCUGGAUGUGUUGCUUGCUG